Paramecium sonneborni is the source of this 1961-nucleotide messenger RNA. The record is from the annotation of a GenBank genome assembly. Lineage: Eukaryota; Ciliophora; Oligohymenophorea; Peniculida; Parameciidae.
AUGUAGAAAUCAAAUUAAGGGCAAUCUUCAAAUAAAUUGAAUAGAUUUUAUUUAUUUUCAAGAAAUAUAGGACUUGAUAACUCAGAAUCCAGUAAAAUGAGAGCUAAAUAUAUAAUUCAUGACAAAGAGAGUUUAUAUGAGGAAAUUUAAAAUCUGAAAUAAGAAAACAAUUAUUUAAAAUUAAGAUUGAGAUAGUUUUAAUCGUAAAAUUAAUAUUUCAAGAGAGAAGUGUAAUCAAUUUUAAAAGAGGAUUGUGCUACUCCAAAAAAUUAUACUAGAAUAAAAUAAGGUUUUUUGGAUAAAAUCACAAAGCUAGAGGUAUAUAUAGAAUAACUUUAGGAAAAUAACAUGAAAUUGUAACAAUAGUUAUAGGAUUAAAUAUAAUAUAUUAAUUAAUUGUAGAGUCCAUUGAAUUAAAACAAUGUUGAAGGAUUGUGUAUGUCUCUAAAUGAAGACAAUAUGAGAAUGUCAUAAUUAAUUUAGUAAUUAGAAUAGACAGUUAUAUAAACAUAAGUACUGAAAUUUAAUUAAAUUUAGAAUAAUUACAGUAAAAUGAACAUUAAAUAUAAUGCAAUCUUAAAUAAAUAUAAAUAAAUAAAGAAUUUGAAUGCAUAAUUGUUAUUAGAGAUAGCUGAAUUGAGAAAGAAAGAUAUGUUUUUUAUUGAGAGACCAUAAUAAAAGGAUAAUAAAAAGAUAGAAGAAUAAUUAUAAUUGAGUUAUGAUUAAGCAAUGGUAGAUUUGAGAAAUGAAAGAUAAAAGAAUAAAUAUUUAGAAAAUCAAAUAUAAAUACUUUAAGCUGAUCAUUAAGAGUAAAUAAAUAUAUUAGAGAAAAAGAUGGCUGAUUAAAAGAAAUAAGUAGAAACUUUGUAAAGAGGGUAUGAAAUGGAAAAAUUAUAGAGACAUCAAUCUAAAAGAACUAUUCUUAUAAAAAAUAAUGGUCCAUAAUAAUAAUAACCUGAAGAAUAAGGAGAAUUAUAAGAGGAAAGAGAAUUAUAAAAUAAGAAAUUUAUAAAUGUGGAUAAGAAAGAUAUUUUGGCAAUAGCUAGAUAAGUCAAAUUGAAUUUAAUUGGAUUGAAAAUAUCAUUGUAAUAAGUAGAAGAAUAUUUAUUGACAGAUGAAAUACUAAGUUAAUAAUAGUUAAAACAAAAUCUUUCAAAUAGAAUCUUUGGUUUAUCUACAAAUGAAUAGAUUGAAAUGGCAGCAAUUUAUUUAGCAGAUGUUGAAAAUGAAACAGAAACAACAACUAGUGCUAGAGUAAGAAGUAUCUUUAAGACUUUAAUGGAAAACUAUUAAAUCUUAACAAUAGAUUAAUUAAGUAAUAUAAAUUAACAGAUUAUGAAAAAAAAGAAUGAGAUAUCUGAUAUUUUAAUUAAGAAAUAUCCAGAUACUUAUACAAGUGGAUAUAUUACAAUAGAUGUAUAUACUAUAUAUAUAUAAUAUAAUUAUAGGCUUAUUUAGAAAUUUUAAAUUAAAUUGACAUAUAAUUAAGUAAGAUAGAGAUUGAUCAUUUUUAUGCUUUGAUAUAAAGAUAAAAUAAAUCAUCAAGAAUAUUUUUGUAAUAAAUACAUUCACCUUUUGAUGUAAGUUAAGGGGAAGAGGAAGAUGAUUUAGAGGAAUAAUAAUAGAAUUUUAAUUAUGUAGAUGGUUAAUAAGAAAGUGUAAAAAUGUCACAUAGUGAAAUAUUAGUAAUAAAUAAAAGGAGAGAGUCUGAAUUAGUUAAUUUAAUUGAAGAAGAUAUGGAUAACAGAUAGAAAUCUAACUAAAAGAAAUUAUAAGUGGAUAUAGAAAAAUUAGAUGAACAAAAUGAUGUGGAAUAAAAGCAAUCACAAUAAUUGAAAUUAGAAUUGUCUGAAGAAGAAUAGAAUCCAUUCCAAGAUGUGUAAUACGAAGAAUCAGAUAUGAAAAUGAUUAAUUCGUAAGAAUUGAGAAAAUAAAGUUAAUCUGAAUUAUAAUAAUUUUGA